Molecule: messenger RNA, 6324 nt
Organism: Camarhynchus parvulus
Lineage: Eukaryota; Metazoa; Chordata; Aves; Passeriformes; Thraupidae
Gene: SMCR8
Product: SMCR8-C9orf72 complex subunit
Cellular component (GO): guanyl-nucleotide exchange factor complex
Molecular function (GO): GTPase activator activity
Source: RefSeq, a predicted model, not a curated record
CGCCUCCCGCGGGGCCCGGCGGUGGCGGGGGGACCGGGGGCGCGUCGCUGCUCCAUGUCGGUCCCGUCCUGCGGGAAAUAUGAUCAGCGCCCCUGACGUGGUGGCCUUCACCAGGGAGGAGGAGCUGGAGGAUGAUCUGUACCGCGAGCCGCCCCUGCCCGAGGAGUACUCGGUGCCGCUGUUCCCCUUCUCCGGCCAGGGCGCCAACCCCUGGGCCAAGGUCGCCGGCUCCAAGUUCACCCGGGACUUCAUCCUCAUCUCCGAGUUCUCGGAGCAAGUGGGGCCCCAGCCCCUGCUGACCAUCCCUGAUGACGCCAAAGUGUCGGGCACCUUCGAUCUCAAUUAUUUUUCCCUGCGGAUCAUGUCUGUGGAUUACCAGGCAUCCUUCGUGGGGCACCCUCCCGGCUCUGCCUACCCGAAGCUGAACUUUGUGGAGGAUUCCAAGGUGGUGCUGGGGGACUCCAAGGAAGGGGCCUUUGCCUACGUGCACCACUUGACCCUGUAUGACCUGGAAGCCAGGGGCUUUGUCAGGCCCUUCUGCAUGGCCUAUAUUUCUGCUGACGAGCACAAAAUCAUGCAGCAGUUUCAGGAACUUUCCACCGAGUUCUCCAAAGCCUCCGAAUGCCUGAAGACGGGGAACCGGAAAGCUUUUGCCAACGAGCUGGAAAAGAAACUGAAAGAUCUUGACUACACCAGGACCGUCCUGCACAACGAGACUGAGCAGCAGAAGAAAGCCAACGACAAGGGGUACUACACAACCCAGGCCAUUGAGAAGGCUAAUGAGCUGGCCAGCGUGGAAAAGUCGAUCAUAGAGCACCAAGACCUGCUGAGGCAAAUCCGGUCAUAUCCCUACAGGAAGCUGAAGGACUCUGAAUUCCACCCCUACGAGCCAGAGUGUGCCCUGGACCGGGCUGAUGUGGGCAGCCAUGAUCAGGACCCGACUGCCUCUGAGCCUGGUGAAACUCACCUUUACACCCACGUGCCAUCCUACACCCCCAAACUCAUCAAAGCCAAGUCUGCCAAGUGCUUUGACAAGAAGCUGAAGACACUGGAGGAACUCUGUGAUGUUUAUUUUUUCACCCAGACCCUUGACCAGUUGCACCAUAUCGAGAGGACUUUUCGAGGGGAUGUUUGUUACCUCCUGACAGAGCAGAUCAGCCGGGCUCUCCUCAAGCAACAGAGCGUCACCAACUUCCUCUUUGAGGAUGUGUCUUUCCUGGAUGAAAAACCUCCUGAAAAACAGUACAGAGGCUGCCAGGGGCUCGGCCAAGAUGUCAUGGAUGAAAAGUGUUUGGAAGAGUCCCUUGCUCCUAAAGUGGUCAUCAGCCUGGGCUCCUACAAAUCCAGUGUGGAGUGUGUGCCCAUCAAGAUGGAGCAGGAAAUGGAGGACUCUGAAGAACCCAAGAUGUCUGAGUCGGUGAUGUCUGAGCAGCAGGAGAACCUGGACUAUCUGGAUGCAGAUAUCAAAGGCAGCAUCAGCAGCGGGGAGAGCAUUGAGGUGCUGGGCACGGAGAAGUCGGGCUCUGGGCUGACCAAGUCGGAGAGCCAGGCCAGCCUGCCCGCCAUGGCCAGCCCCCAGGCCGGCCGCAGCAAGGUGGGCAGCCGGCGCACGGUCAGCGAGGACAGCAUCGAGGUGCUCAGCACGUGUCCCUCCGAGGCCCUCAUCCCCGAGGACUUCAAAGCCAGCUACCCAAGUGCCAUUAACGAGGAGCCCUAUGCGGAUGAUGACGAGAGAGGCCUUCGCUUCACCCCCAGAGCCAACUUGGGCGUACACCACGGGCAGGACGACAUCUCAAAGCAGGAAAGCUUAGUGCAGGUGGAUGCCGCCUGUUGUAUCGGGAAGGAGAGUCCCAGCUUCCUGGAGCCGCUGGCCGAGCAGCUGGGGCAGAGGCCGUGCGAGGAGGACGGGGUGGUGCGGAUCCCGCCGCAGCCCUACCGGGGCCGAAGCAGGGGCUGCGCGGGGGCUUCCCCUCCCACCAGGGCCUCUCGGGGGCUCCUGCCCUACGAGCUUGACUCGCGCCACCUGACGGGCAGCAGGGAGGUGAGUAAGAGCAGCCUGGACGAGUGCUCGGACUCCACCAGCCACAUCAGCAGCGCCGCCUCCACGUGCUCCGACAGGACCCCGUCCCCCGCGCAGCCGGCGUGCGCGCAGCCCGGGGACAGGCACAGGAAGAGGGCCGGGCAGAACGCGCUGCGCUUCAUCCGCCAGUACCCCUUUGCCCACCCCGCCAUCUACUCCCUGCUCAGCGGCAGGACCCUGGUGGUGCUGGGAGAGGACGAGGCCAUGGUCAAGAGGCUGGUGACGGCGCUCUCCAUCUUCGUGCCCAGCUCUGGUGGGUACACCAAGCCCGUGAAGCACUGGGUCACCUCCGCUCUGCACCUGGUGGAUUUCCAGAAGUGGAAGUUGAUUGGACUGCAGAGGGCAGUGUCCCCUGCCGGGGUGAACGUGCUGCACGCCCUGAGCCGCUACAGCCGCUACCUGAGCAUCCUGGACGCCGACAGCAAGACCCUGCGGUGCCCCCUGUACAAGGGCAGCGUGGUGGCCAGGCUGGCCGACCACCGCACCCAGAUCAAGCGGGGCAGCACCUACUACAUGCACGUGCAGAGCAUCCUCACCCAGCUGUGCUCUAAAGCCUUCCUCUUCACCUUCUGCCAUCAUUUGCACCUUCCCAUCAGUGAAAGGGAACCGGAGGAAUCCGUUGUGAGUCGCAGGAUGAACUUCCUAAAGCUUCAGCUGGGCCUUGCCAAUGAAGAUAUCAAAAUCGUGCAGUACUUGGCUGAGCUGCUGAAGCUGCACUACAUUCAGGAACCGGGGCAGGGGGGGAGCCCCCUGCUCAGAUUUGACUAUGUUCCCAGCUUUUUGUACAAAAUCUAGCCUUGCUCAGGCCGUGUGCCCACGUGCUCGGGGUCUGACAGAGCUCAUCCGUGCUUGGUGUUGCCGCUGUCUGCAGCAGCUCUCACACAUGGGGAAGGGGCCCAGGUGUUGGUGUCUCUGCUCCACAGAAAUCCGGGGCUGUGGGAUCGGAUUUCCGGAUUUCUGGGUGUUCCCUGUAGCCAAAAGCAUAGGUGUUCCAUCACAUAAACCAUCAGGCACUCUGUAAAUGUUAGAAGGGGCACUGUUAAAGUGGAUCACGGCAGCAUCCCGGGGGGUUAUGGCAUGAGGGGAGGUGAUCUCGGGGAUCAGUACUGACCAGUGUGCAGCCCCCCAUAUAGCACAGUGUCCUGCAUGCUUCUGCCAGAGCCCUGAGCACUGUCAGGCCCUUCCAGGGCUGUGACCAGAGGUGUAAAGGCCAUGUGAAGUUUUGCAUCCACCGAUGUGACUGUCAUGGGAGUGUAGCUCAGAGCCCCCUGGCAGGGCAGCAGCUCACAGGUCUGUGCACAGCCACAGUGGGUGCUGUCCCUUCCUGCACUGAGUUUCUGGGCACUUCCCAGGAUAGGCUGUCCCUGGGUGAGUGGGAGCACAGUGGAGGCAUACCUGCUUCUCUCCAGAAAGGGUUUCCCAGCGUGGUUAAAAUCAGGAAGGUGGAAGCAGUCCCUCCCUGAGCCCCGAGGCGCCGGCCGCUGCGAAUGUAGAGCACUGUGCCUUGUUCAUUUGUCACAUCCCGUUUGCUGGGUGUGGAGGGAGCCUGGGCAUCCUCAGGCUGCAGGGAAACUGGGGAAACUCAGUGCAUGUGAGGUUGGGGGUGGCUUUUUAAAGGCAGAAGGGAACUGAAGGAGGGGGAGGGCCCCGUUUUUAGGUGCUUUUUGUGGUGGGGAAAUGAUGUGAUUCAGCUGGAGCCACGCUGUGAGACAGCAGGCUGUUACCACAGGCUGGUGAGGUGCAAGUGCUCAGGAGAGAUCGGGGAUGAAUGUACUGGAUUCUAUGUUUUAUUCAUAAUAGUUUAUUUUAUUUAAUUUUAUUUUGUUGGGGAGUUGGUGUUUGUGCUUUGUGGUGAAACAGAGCUGGCAUUGCUGCCUGCUGCUCCUGGCUGAGCCGUUGUCAUGUCCUGACUACCUCUCCCAGGGCUCCUGGGUGGCUCUGGAUGGGGCAGAACUGCUGCUCCCUGAGCCUGGGUACUGAGAACUUUCCCUUUCAAAGCUUCUGUGCCAUAAAGGAGGUACCACCAAGGUGGUGACACUCCCAGGUCGUUCUGUCAGUGCCCAAAGCUUUGUGCCCAGGCACAGCGCUUCCCUCUGGAGUCUCGUGGGUGAUCCUGGGCCUGGGCUGCUCUGCCCAGUGCCAUGCGGCAGCAGCAGCUCCCAAGGUACUUCUAAGUAAGAAAAGUCUUUCUAGGAAAGCUAAUCUUGGUUUUAAUUCUUUUUAAUGCUGAUUAUGGGGUGAGAGCAGCUGACAUCAUGCAAGAGCUGAUCUGUUCUUUGGUUUGUUGUUUUUUUUUAAACUUCUGUUUAUGGUGAUAAUGUGAGGCAGCUUUGGAGGUGAAUGUGAUCUUCCUUCUGAGCUUGGGAGGUUUCUGUGUACAGCCUGCGGUUCCCCAGCAUGGCUUAGACCCCACUGAGACUUGCUGUGAGACCUGCACUCCUCCAAAACCAUGUCUGGAGGCAGGGAGGCUCCUUGGGGAGGCUGUCAUUUUGCACCAGCAUCAGUGGCUCAGGAUCAUGCCACCUCCUCCUGUCCCCCUGGAAAGGCUCUCUGGGGUACAAACCAACAGGACAGAAAGUUGUUUUUAAGGUUAUUGCUGUUUGUGGUGGCUCAGCCAAGUUGGCCUUGUGGUUCUCUCCAGAGGGAUUUCCAGGGUCAGGGGUUGCUUGUGAUGGUGUUUGGAGGUCGUGGUUGGAAGCAGGGUGGUGUGGCCUUUGCUGAAGGUGAGCUUCUCACCUUUGUAGCGUGUUCAAAGCCUUUUCCUGUCCUGCCUGUGCCCUCCUGUCUCAUGUAAGCUGAGUCUGCUGGUGAAAGGCCUCUGUGUACAUCCAAUUUUCUGCUUCCUGACGUGACUCAAGGUGUCCCCUGAUUGAUUCAUGCACACCCAAACUUCCACACUAAUGCUGAGGUGAGAUUCCCUGGGGGAAGAGGGAGAUGAGUAAUGCAGGUGACACCAAGCCGAUGAAAGCUCCCAGCAACCUGCUCUGGAGCAGUGCUCAAACCAGGAGCUUGUUUCCUGCUGGGAAACCACCCAGUGCUGUUUGGGUUUGAGGAGGGAGGGAAGGACAGACAGACUUUUUUCCUGCUGACUCACUCACACGUCUUCCUCCAGCACUGAGUGGGAGAGAUGAUUCGUGGUGGCUCAUUUUAGUCACAGUGGUUUCGACCUGUGGUGUUCAGCUGUGCUCAUAAAUUGAUAAAUAACUCACUUCUUGCUCCCUCUGUCCAACCUGUAGUAUCUGAUAUUCAAGGCUGUGUUGAGCAAUACUUGCACUGCCACCUGUCUGACCUGCUUCACCUCUCUGCCACAAAGCAGCUCUGACUGGGGAGGAUGCCCCAGGGGCUGGAACAUCACCCCAUUCUCAACAGGAGCUCUGGGAUUAUCUGCAACUGGGAGCUGUGGAGAAACACACCCUGGAGUGCUUGUCCUCCUCUCAGCAGUGUAACCUCUGAACUUGGACUGGAAAAGGGGGAGUUGACACCGGGCUGUGGCACCUCUGGGCAUUUGGAGCCCUCUCUGCUUGUGGUGGCAGAAACUGGGGGGGUUCUGAGGGCAGCUGGUGUCUGGGAGCUGAGUUCCUCUUUCCUCUGUAAUUUCUCUGUCUCUGUUCUUCUGCUGCUGUACAGUACAGAUCCCUGUAUUGGCACUUUAGGAUUCCCCCCAUCUCUGGUGUGGUACCUCACCAGUUUCUGAUAUUCACAGCCUAACAACAAACCACAGCCUUUGCACUGACAGCUCUUGCCAUGACGUGUGUCUCACCGUCUUGCCUGAGCCAUCCUUCCCCGAGGAGCAGGGGGUUCCUGGCAGUGGCAGUGCCACCCUCACCAGCCUUUCAGCUGCCAGAGCCAGCGGUGCCCUGCAUGGCCGUGUCCCCUGCUUCUGUGAGUGCUGCCAGCCCAGCAUGUCCCCGCUCCCGUACGGCCCCGCUGGCUCCCCCCGGCUGCCAGGGAGGAUGGGGAGGUGUUCACCCGAUCAGAAUUCAUCAGAGCAGAAGCCUCUCCCAGCCAGGAGGGAGGGCUCCCGUUCCCCACUCCUGCUCUUCCCAGCCCCUGCUCUGCUCUCCACUAACCCCCCCUGCUUCCAGCUCCCACCCCAGGAGGCUCAGCCAUAGCUGUAGGUGAUCUUAACCCUACAAAGGUUUCAUUUCUCAGAGAACAGUGCUCAGAUUUCCUUUCAUCUGAUAGCAAUCACUUCUGAGCAGCUCCACGGCUGCCUUGCCUCGGCAGGGAGGAGCUGCCUAUAC